GAGACAACAUCCCGGACCCAAAGUUGGUCCCACUGGUUCCUCCAGUAUAAUUCAUUUUUUCAUUAGUUUUAUUCGACAAGUGGCACCCUCAUUCGAACUACAUAAUUGAAAAACAAGAACCUGGUGAACCCGGGAAAUAAAUUCAAGUGAUAUUGUAAACUCAAGGUCAUGUUUCGCCAGAGGGAGGUUCCGGUAACAAUCGCUGCCCUUCUAUUGGUGAUUUUUUGGAUUGGUGCAGAAGCAAGUGGUAACGAGGCAUCAGAUGACGCUCUUACUGUCUUUGCUGCAGAUUUAGACAAACGAGGACGAGAAGACCGACAAAUUUUAAACUUUAAAAAAGAUGGCGGUCCUCCUGGAAAAUGUUUAACUUCAAAAGGCGAAGUUGGUCAAUGCACGACCUUCAAAGAAUGCUACCCUUACUUUAAAAUCCCAGACCUAGGUGUUCUUGACGGUUGGGUCUUGGGUGUCUAUGAUAGCUGUAGUUAUCUUCGGUCAGAUGGACUACCAGCUUUUGGAAUUUGUUGUGCUGAUUAUCAGCCCACUUCCCCUUUACCAGAUAUAGAGGAGGAAGUUCCAGUUGAAAAUCCAGACGAGAUAACUGAAGUAGAAGACCAAGGCAAAAUCGAAGGUAUGAGACCACGACCACAGCCUGCUGCAGCUGCAUGGCCACCUCCACUUCCAACUCAUCCACCUCAUCACACGCUUAUUCCUCCUCUGCCAACACAUCCACCCCCAUUGGCAGCAGUUCCAGAAGAUGAUUCUGAAAUAAAACCCACUCCAAAGCCUAUUGCCAAACCGCCAAGUGCAACCUGGCCAACCAAAAAACCUCCCUACUGGGUAACAACGACGCCAGCAGCACCAGGCUCACCAGCAGGGUUACCAGCAGGGUUACCAGCAGGGCUACCAGCAGGAUUACCGGGAUUCCCGGGAGCAUUGCCAACUGCUCCAACGAUACCUUCCACAAAACCUCCCACUAAACCUCCAACUCCUGCACCUACUUCUUUUCCCAUCCUUUCAGCUUCCUGUGGGGCCAAAAAUGGAAAUCAGAUGAUUGAUACGGAUCGAAUCGUCGGAGGAGAAAAUGCCAAACUUGGAGAAUGGCCCUGGAUUGCUGCACUUUUUAAUGCCGGACGGCAAUUCUGUGGCGGAUCUCUUAUCGACGAUAUUCACAUUCUCACCGCAGCUCACUGCGUCGUUAACAUGAAUUCCUGGGACGUUGCAAGAUUGACUGUUCGCCUUGGAGAUUACAAUAUAAAAACACCCACCGAGGUUCGGCAUAUCGAGAGACGAGUCAAGAGAGUCGUUCGACACAAAAAUUUCAACUCGCGCACUUUAUACAAUGAUGUUGCGCUUUUGACUUUAAACGAACCCGUCGAAUUUACAGAACAAAUCAGACCUAUUUGCUUGCCUACUGGGUCACAACUUUACAAUAAUCAAGAUGCAACUGUGAUUGGAUGGGGAUCACUCAGAGAAAGUGGACCUCAACCAGCAAUUUUGCAACAAGUAACAGUUCCAAUCUGGACGAAUUCACUCUGUAAAUCGAAAUACGGAGCAGCCGCCCCAGGUGGAAUAGUCGACAGUUUCCUCUGUGCGGGUAAAGCACAGAGGGAUUCCUGUUCCGGUGACAGUGGAGGUCCCUUGAUGGUAUUCGACGGCCGCUGGACCCAAGUUGGAAUCGUGAGCUGGGGAAUCGGAUGCGGCAAGGGCCAGUAUCCAGGCGUUUACACGAGAGUCACGCACUUCCUGCCUUGGAUAAACAAAAAUCUUCAGUAAGAGCUGCCGAGUCAUAAUCACGUUGAAAUUGUCAGUUUCCGCCAGGCGACUUCUUUUUUCCCUCGUGGAUCUGAAACCUUGAAACCUUGAAAUCUUGAAACCCAACCGGUCCUCAGAAGAUGAUUAUGGUAAUCGUGGCUCGAUUCCAAGACACUGGGGGAACGACGGAACAUUAAAUGAAAUUAAUGAAACGAAAGGAAGAUUUAAGUACUAGCUUUGAAGAAAAUAUUGCGUCCGACGAUUAGCAGGAAUUGAAACUUCAUUUCUAAAGCAAUCAUUUAAAAUAGAUUUGACUUUAUCGGAAGGAUUUUUGUCUUAAAUUAAGGGCGAUAAUUACUCAGUUUAUUUAUUUGUUUAAUAGUAUUGACUAUUGCCAUAUUUCUUCAAGUUCUAUUUAAAUGUGCGAACUUGAGUCGAAGUUGAGAGUAGUAGGAAAUGAGGAUUGAGAUUUUUAGUUGUAGAUUCGAUUUUUAAUUAAAAGCAG
This is a messenger RNA of Belonocnema kinseyi, 2257 nucleotides long. Its product is annotated as serine protease 44-like. Bases 169 to 1773 code for a protein of 534 amino acids. Gene Ontology annotation, molecular function: serine-type endopeptidase activity. Gene Ontology annotation, biological process: proteolysis. The record is from RefSeq and is a predicted model, not a curated record. The transcript has 6 exons. NCBI's taxonomy places the organism in Eukaryota, Metazoa, Arthropoda, Insecta, Hymenoptera, Cynipidae.